Messenger RNA from Microthlaspi erraticum, 3189 nucleotides. The record is from the annotation of a GenBank genome assembly. NCBI's taxonomy places the organism in Eukaryota, Viridiplantae, Streptophyta, Magnoliopsida, Brassicales, Brassicaceae.
AUGAGACUGGCCACACAUGAUUAUUCCCUUACCUGGCAUUGCAUCCAUCUUCGUGGCUAUCUGUCGGAAGGCUCCUCUCAGAGAAUCUUGGAAUUCACCGAAUUCGCUAUGCAAUCUGAAUACGAAAUUAAUACUCUGAAACAAGAAGCUCAGAGUCGUUGGUUGAAACCGCCUGAAGUGCACUUCAUUCUGCAGAAUCAUGAAAGAUAUCAGUUACAUCAUAAUGUACCUCAAAGGCCUACAAGUGGAUCUUUGCUUCUUUUCAACAAAAGGGUUCUUAAAUUCUUCCGUAAAGAUGGUCAUCAAUGGAGGAGAAAGAGGGAUGGUAGAGCUAUUGCAGAAGCACAUGAAAGACUUAAGGUGGGUAACGCCGAGGCCUUGAAUUGUUAUUAUGCUCAUGGAGAGCAAGACCCUACUUUUCAGAGACGUAUCUACUGGAUGCUAGAUCCAGAAUACGAACAUAUCGUCCUUGUUCAUUACAGGGAUGUUAGUGAAGGAAAAGAGGGAAAGCAAACUAGUGGACAUGUGUUGCAGUUUUCACCGAAUCCUACGACUCUCUUUUCAAGUCCAAGCUCCAUUGGGACACAGAAUGCAAGCAACAAUCACUACGUUGGUGACUCUACUGACAUACAUCAGCAUUCAUCGACUACUUCGCCGCAGGGGAAUGCUGAAGUCAACUCUGACGUUGUGCUUAAGAGUAACGGAGUUGAGACACCUGCAGGCAGUACAAGCUCUUAUGAGUUUGAAAGGAAGCAGGCUCUGAAGAGGCUUGAGGAACAGCUGAGUCUCGGAGAUGAUCAUGUUCAUACUGUAGAUCCACUCUAUACUGGAUCAGAGAAUUUGGAUAGUCUCCAGUUUUUAGAGUUUAGUAACGACAUUGAUCACCUUGCUCAACCAUCAACUGUACAUCAGAUUCAGAGACCAGAGAAUAGCAAACUGGAGAGAUGUUAUGGAGGGUAUGUUGGAGCUCAGUAUAAUGCUGAUAAUGUAAAUCCAGUCUACACUCAGAACGAAAGUUUGGAUAUUCUCCAGUUUUUAGAGUGUAGUACGGACACCAAUCACCUUGCUCAGCCAGCAAAUUUACAUCAGAGACCAGAGAAUAACAGACUAGAGAGAUGUUAUGGAGGGUAUGUUGGAGCUCAAUACCAUUCUAACAAUCUCAUGCUCGUUAAAAAUGAUUCAGGUGGUAAAGGAGGGAGUGGCGACCAAGAGUCUGAAUCUUGGAAAGAUGUGCUGGAGGCAUGUGAGGCUUCUAUAGCUCUUAACUCUGAGGGAAGCACACCAAAUUCUGCAACAGGAUUGCUACCUGGAUUGCAGGAAGAUUCCAAUUGGAGUUACAGCAAUCAAGUUGACCAAUCUGCAUUGUUGAUGCCUCAAGAACUUGGUUCUUUUGAGGUUCCUGCUUGUUUUUCUGUACCGGGAGCUCCAGAGAACAAUAGCCAGUACUGUAGAAUGAUGGAUGAUGAACAGGAAAUGGCGCUGCCUCUGGAGCAAGAUAUGAGACAGACAGUUGCAGAUAACCAAAAGUUCACUAUCCAGGACAUAUCACCAGAGUGGGGUUACGCCAAUGAAACUACAAAGGUGAUAAUCAUUGGAUCAUUUCUCUGUGAUCCAACAGAAUGUACAUGGUCUUGCAUGUUUGGGAGUGUUCAAGUUCCUUUUGAGAUCAUCAAAGAAGGUGCUAUUCGGUGCCAAGCCCCUCCAUGUGGCCCUGGAAAAGUCAAUCUAUGCAUUACUUCUGGAGAUAGACUCUCGUGUAAUCAAAUAACGGAAUUUGAGUAUCGUGAUAAGCCUGAGACAUCUUCCUCUAGGUGCAGUCCAGAAGAGCUUUCAUUACUUGUAAAGUUUGUGCAGACACUUCUAUCAGACAAGAAGACUAACCUAGACUCAGGCGUUGAGAAGUUGUUAAAGAUUCUGAAAGCUGAUGAUGACCAAUGGAGCCAAGUCAUAGAAGCGAUUCGAGAUGGCACUGCAACAUCAUCAAGUACAGUUGAUUGGCUUCUACAAGAACUGCUCAAAGACAAGCUAGAUGCGUGGCUGUCUUCAAGAUCCCAAGACCAAGAAUAUCAGAUAUCUUGUUCUUUGUCAAAGCAAGAACAAGGCAUCAUUCACAUGGUUGCUGGCCUUGGCUUUGAGUGGGCACUCUAUCCAAUUCUUGGCCAUGGAGUCAGUGUGGAUUUCCGUGAUAACAACGGUUGGAGCGCUCUUCAUUGGGCUGCACGGUUUGGGAGUGAGAAAAUGGUGGCUGCUCUUAUAGCUUCAGGGGCAUCAGCUGGAGCAGUGACUGAUCCAACCGCGCAAGAUCCAGCUGGUAAAACCGCAGCUUCAAUAGCUGCCUCUAAUGGCCACAAGGGUCUUGCAGGUUAUCUAUCAGAAGUAGCGUUAACAAACCAUCUCUCAUCGCUCACACUCGAAGAAACCGAAAACACUAGAGACACCGCUCAAGUGCAAGCAGAGAUGACUCUAAGUUCCAUCUCGGAACAAAGUCCUCUCGGUACUGACGACACGCUGGCUGCGGUGAGAAACGCGGCUCAAGCAGCAGCAAGAAUCCAGGCAGCUUUCCGGGCGCAUUCGUUUAGAAAGCGUCAACAGAGAGAAGCAGCUAUGGCUGCUUGCUUUCAAGAGUAUGGGAUCUAUGCAGAUAUCGAAGGGAUCUCAGCCAUGUCGAAGCUAGCGUUUGGAAACCACAGAAACUACCACUCAGCAGCUUUGUCUAUUCAGAAGAAGUACCGUGGCUAUAAAGGUCGUAAAGAUUUUCUUGCUCUUCGCCAGAAAGUUGUCAAGAUACAGGCUCAUAUUCGAGGCUACCAAAUAAGGAAGCAUUACAAGGUUAUCUGCUGGGCUGUAGGAGUUUUGGAUAAGGUUGUGCUUAGGUGGAGAAGGAAAGGAGCUGGGCUAAGAGGUUUCAGGCAAGAUGUAGAGACUGCAGAGGACAGUGAAGACGAAGACAUUCUCAAGGUGUUUCGUAAGCAGAAAGUAGACGGUGCAGUGAACGAGGCUUUCUCUCGUGUUCUGUCCAUGGCUAAUUCUCCAGAAGCUAGCCAGCAAUACCACCGCGUGCUCAAGAGAUAUUGUCAGACAAAGGCUGAGCUUGGAAAAACAGAGACGUUAGGAACAGUUGGUGAUGAUGAUGAUGGGUUGUUCGACAUAGCUGAUAUGGAAGAUGAUGAUUUGUUUUCGUUGCCUUGA